AUGGAAGCUGCACUCGCACAGAUUGCUGAAGCUUUGAAGCUCCUCCAGGCGAAGACAGAAGCGAAGCCCAUCGAAGAUCGUGUAGUCGCUCUCAACAACGUGCUCUCUUUGAUCGGAACGUUCAAUUACGAGCCUGGGAAUGGUCAGACGUUUAAUCGCUGGUUCAAACGCAACGAGCCAUAUCUCUCCUCACAUUGCAACUCCGACGAUGAGCGUCGCCAGCUCAUACUCAAAGCUUUAGGCCCCCGAGAAUACAACCAACUGCGUGGCAGAACUUCCCCUGAGCAGCCCGAAAGCAAAUUGGUUGAAGAAAUCGUCAAUUCGACUAAGCUGAGUGGCGAUGAUUUUGAGUUCAGUAAACUAACGCUGCAGAACUUCAACAUAUUCAUCAUGCUUCUCCAACUUUCUGAUCCUUCGUAUAAGAGCCUGAGAGGCGUGAUCAUGAGAUCCGUCGACGAAAAGCCGGACAUCACCCUCGAGGAGCUUCGUACGGUCAUGAGGCGUUUCGAGACUAGAACCGUAGACACUGUAGUGGACAGCGACGCACAGAAAACGGUGAAGGAUGAACCUGUGGUUUUCGCAGCCAAAGCAGGGUUCAGUGGAAAGAAACGAGCGAAUCCGAAAUCUGACUCGGCGAAGCCUCCGAAAAGACCACACGCUUGCCCGGGUUGCGGGGGUGACCAUUUCCGAAAAGAUUGCAAGUUCAGAGAGGCGAAGUGCAAUACGUGUAGGAAAGUCGGUCACCUGGCUAAAGUUUGUCGGUCUGCCCAGACCAACAGUGUCCAAGUCAAUCAAAUGUUGAACAGAGCCAAGCUUGACGAGGGCCGAACCUUCGUGACGCUGAGCGUCAAUGGCAAGAAGGUGACAUUUCGCGCCGACUCCGGAGCAGAUAUCUCGACGAUGAAUCACGACACUUGGAAUGGUCUGGGAGCCCCCAGACUGGCCGUCUACGACUCUCAAUGCACACACGUGGAUGGUGGAAGCAUAAGGUCCAGAGGGUUCUUCAACGCACGCUUUCAAUUCAACGAUAAGUCGCUUGUAGAGCCCGUCCUCGUCCUCGAAAGCGGGAAAGCCAAUCUCCUGUGCGGCCGGUUGCUGAAGCAGCUCGGUAUCGUUUCCUGGAAGUUGCAGCCGGAAGUCCAAAUCAAUGGGAUCAGCACGAGUUCACUGACGUCGCGAUUCCCGAAUCUCUUUGAAACUGGGCUGGGCACAUGCACGAAAUUAGAAGUUCAUCUGCAACUGGCCCCAAACGCCGUGCCGGUUCAUCUUCGACCGCGGCCUGUCGCAUUCGCACUGCAGGAAUCAAUCGACAAAGAGCUGGACAGACUGGUCCAGAACGGAACUCUGAUCCCUGUGGAUUCGUCUGAUUGGGCUACUCCCAUUGUAGUCGUAAAGAAACCAAAUGGAGCAGUCAGAGUUUGCGCAGAUUACUCAACUGGGCUGAAUGAUGCGCUCGUAGACAUCGAACACCCGCUCCCGAACAUGGAAGAGGUGAUGACGAAAUUUUCCGGAAACAAAAUUUUCGCACACCUCGAUUUGGCGGAUGCAUACUUACAGCUACGUCUGGACACUCCGAGUCAGCAGCUGACGACGAUCACGACUCAUCGAGGCCUCUUCAGAUAUACAAGGCUUGUGUUUGGCCUCAAAACAGCACCGGCCAUAUUCCAAAAAACCAUCGAUCAGGCACUCGCUGGCCUGGAUGGCGUCCUGGUAUAUCUAGACGAUAUCCUGAUCAUGGCCCCGAAUUAUAAGCUCUAUGAACAGCGUCUGGUCGACGUGCUGCGACGGCUUGAAGAUUGGGGGUUCCGGCUACGGAUUGAAAAAUGCUUCUUCAACGUCCCUACGGUGAAAUAUCUCGGAAUGGUUAUAUCCGACAAAGGCAUUGAGGCUGAUCCGGCCAGGAUCGCCGUGAUCAAGAACCUGAGGAAGCCGGCGAAUCAAAAAGAAGUUCGUGCACUUCUAGGUCUGGUGAACUACUACGGCAAGUUCGUGAAAAACCUGCAUCGUUUCAAAACUCCAUUGGAGGCAUUGCUCGCGAAAGACGCUCGGUUUGAGUGGGGCGUGCAGCAUGACGCCGCUCUCACUGGCAUCAAGGACAUGCUAUGUGGUCCUUUGCUCCUGUCGCAUUAUGAUCCCCGACAAACGCUCGUGGUGGCCGCGGACGCCAGCCAAACUGGUAUUGGUGGCGUUCUACUACAGCGUUACGCGGACGGAAACGAGCGCGCGGUAUUCCACAUGAGUAAAUCUCUCAGCAAGUCCCAACGGAACUAUAGCCAGGUGGAAAAGGAAGCUUUUGCGCUGGUGACGGCCGUAGAGAGAUUCAAGAAAUUUGUUUGGGGGAGACGUUUCAUUCUUCAGACAGAUCAUCGGCCUCUUCUAGCUUUGUUCCGAACGUCAAACACCAAAGGAUUGCAGGAGCGCACCGCAGCAAGGCUCAAACGUUGGGCUCUUCGGUUGGUCGGAUUCGAUUUCGAAAUCGAGUACAUCAGAACUGAGGAGUUCGGUCAAGCCGACGCACUAUCGCGGCUUAUUGCUGAAGCCCGAGACUCAACCACGGACUCGGAGCUAGAAGAGGUUGUCGCCAACUUGGAUCAAUCCGUGGAGACUGAACUCGAAGCUCACAUCCUUGCUCUCAACACGGAAGAGUCCAGACACCGACUUGGCAGGGAAACCGAGCUCGAUCCGAUACUGAGCAAAGUUAUCCGGAGGCUUUCACACGGCUGGGCUGAGGCGGACAGAAAAGAUCCACAUCUCCGUCCUUUCUUGAAUGCUGCCGACUCCCUGUGCCUUUCAAAGAAUAUUUUGCUCUUGAAUGAACGUGUGGUUGUUCCGAAAGCAAUGCAGCCGACAGUUCUUGAGCAGCUACAUCUGGGUCAUCCAGGAAUUCGCCGCAUGAAGAGCCUGGCCAGACUGCACUUCUAUUGGCCCGCGAUGGCAAGUGACGUCGAGCACGUGGUCAGGAGUUGCUCACUGUGCAUUGACUCAGCCGCGAAUCCCGUAAGAGUUCCGUUGGCUCCGUGGCCAAACACCGACAAAGUUUGGUCCCGCAUCCAUAUCGAUUUUGGAGAGCCAAAAAGGGGGAAGACUUUCGUUGUGGUUGUGGACAGUUUCUCAAAGUACGUAGAUGCUCAGUGGCUACCCGCGUUGACAGCUGCAGGUCUCAUCUCGUAUUUAAGACAGUUGUUCCGCCAUUUUGGGCCACCAGACACAAUUGUCUCAGACAACGGCGCGCAAUUCACGUCUCAAGAAUUCGCCCAGUUUUGCUCUGACCUAAACAUCAUCCACCUACGCUGCGCGCCAAGAAUGCCCAUGUCGAAUGGUCUGGCAGAACGCAUGGUGCGAACGAUUAAGUCAUCUCUCGACGCGUCCGCGGGGUCACUCGACAGCGUAAUCUCGGCGUACAACUACACUCCGAACGCGACGAUCAAUGACGAUACUCCAGCAAGGAAAUUUUUUGGCGUGAUAUCAAGACCCCGUUCGACAUCUACAAGCCCGUGA
Molecule: messenger RNA, 3498 nt
Organism: Galendromus occidentalis (western predatory mite)
Lineage: Eukaryota; Metazoa; Arthropoda; Arachnida; Mesostigmata; Phytoseiidae
Exons: 2
Coding region: 1-3498 (1165 amino acids)
Biological process (GO): DNA integration
Molecular function (GO): nucleic acid binding; zinc ion binding
Source: RefSeq, a predicted model, not a curated record